AUGCUGUCUUCGCGCGCAAUCCUCCACCACAACGGCGACCCCAAGACUGCGCGCGUCCAGAGCACCGAAUCUCCCGCCAAAAGCGCCUGGCUAUCGCUCAACAGGUCUGUCCUCGGAUUACGUGUUCACCCAUUCUAUUGCCUUUUCCUCCGCAGCUCUUCGGCCUUCUGCCCGUCUCUCAAGUCCUUGCCUUUCAUCGACAAAGACUCGGCUGAAAACCGACUUUCGGCCGCUCUGUCCGACGACUCGUCGCCCGUCCAUUUGGUGGCCAUUCACAUGGCGCCCGACGCCGACGGCCGCUUCGGAUUCAACGUGAAGGGCGGUCACGACCAGAACUGUCCCGUUCUCGUGUCACGUGUCGCGCCCAACACACCCGCAGACAACGCGAGUCCGCGACUGCGCGAAGGCGAUCAGGUCAUGACAAUCAACGGCUCUGACGUCACGGGCCUUUCCCACGAACAGAUCGUCCAACUGAUCCGCUCGACGCGCGACUCCGGACCCGACGCGCAGCUCGUGCUCCAAAUCCGACCGAACGUGUACGCGCGCGACGCCCUUCUGCCCGAAGAGCCGGCCUUUCAGUACAUUCCGGCCGACGCGUCGCCCACUUCUCGACCGGAAGUUUUGGACGCUUUGUCCGAAUCGAUGGCUCUCUUAGAAGAAGGACUCGAAAGCGGAAGUCUUGUCCUUCAGUUCGAACAACUGAACCGCAAGAAGAACGGAGAGUCCAUGUCGUGCGCGCGUCACUCCGACAACCUCUCGAAGAACCGCUACCGCGACAUCUCGCCCUGUGAUCACGUGUCUCUGCCCUCCUCUGACGUCAUCUCUCUGUCUGCAGACGACUCCACGCGUGUCGUUCUCAACGACUCUCUGACCGGCGAUUACAUCAACGCGUCGUUCGUCACAAUGCAAGCGCCGCAACAAAUCAAUCGAUACAUCGCCACUCAGGGACCCCUCCAGGAGACCACUGAAGACUUCUGGCAAAUGGUUUGGGAGCAGAACUGCCCUCUCGUCGUGAUGGUGACCCCUCUCGAGGAAAAGGGCCGCAAAAAGUGCCACAAGUAUUGGCCCGAAGCCGAUGACGAACUCUCGGUGUUCGGCGCUCUGCGCGUGCGUCUCGUCUUCCAGAGCGACGACUCGGCGACGACAGAGCGUCACUUCCGGCUCUGCGACCAAAAGGUGUGUUUUCGCGCCGUUUGCGUGUCUUUCAUCUCACUCUCGCCCUCUCGUAGACUUCGGAGGAGCGACUCGUGCGUCACCUCCAGUACCUGGCCUGGCCCGACCACGGAGUGCCCGACAAACACAACGACUUCCUCGAACUCAUUUUCGCCGUUCGUCGCCUCCGAACGGAAUUCCCGGACCACCCGUUCGUCGUGCACUGCAGGUAAGACCAUUUUGUCGUUUGCCGCCAACCCCUCUCUCACUGCCACCACUGCCAACCCCAGCGCCGGCAUCGGACGGACGGGAGUUCUCAUUCUCAUGGAGACGGCGCUGUGUCUGAUGGAGGCCUCGGAGGCGAUCCACGCGCUGGAUCUGGUGCGCGAAAUGCGCGAACAGCGGGCAAUGCUCAUCCAGACGUCGGCGCAGUUCCGGUUCGUGUGCGAAGCCCUACACCGCGUGUGGAAAGAGAGACUCGCGCUCUCAACAGUAGUAUUCAAAGACUAGUCAAAAAAGUCAUUCAUUUGUAAAUAGUUUUUAUUUUUACAUCAUUUCUACACAUUUUCCUAUUUAUCUCUCAAUAAACUCUCAAACCAUGACUUUCGCCUCUUUCGCCCAAUUCUUGAU
Oppiella nova is the source of this 1782-nucleotide messenger RNA. The record is from the annotation of a GenBank genome assembly. NCBI's taxonomy places the organism in Eukaryota, Metazoa, Arthropoda, Arachnida, Sarcoptiformes, Oppiidae.